AUGGCCAAGUCUGGUAUUGGUGAUACUAGACGAAGCCGUAGUAGGGGGAGAUCACUUCGAAGGAAGUCUAAGCCUCCUUUGGUCCAACACGAAGGUGAAAAUGGGCGGGUACCUGCUGGCCCUUCGCGGCCGGUGACGGAUAGACAAGUCGGCCGAAACAGGAGUAGGUCUACAAUGCAAGGUAAACAGCAAAUGCAACCACAAACAUGGGCUAGUGUCGCCAAAGUUAUGGCCAAAGGCUAUAACCUAUCAUAUGUGGCACCUUUGAUUGAGGAUGGGGAGCCGAUUGUGGACAUCACUCCGGAGAUUGUGGCCAAUCAAAACCCGAUGUUGAGGGAGAGUAUUGUAGGAUACUUCUUGGGGAAGAAGAUCUUCUUCAAGAUCACCGAGGAAGCCAUUAAAAAGGCGUGGGGGGCUCAUGUCAUGGAUGUUCGUAUGCAUGAGAAUGGCUUCUACUUCACCCAUAUCCCGGAUGAAACAUUUAGGAGGAAGGUCUUAGAUAUGGGACCUAUCACCAUCCUUAGGAGCACAAUGAUGUUGCAACCGUGGCAUCCAAAGCUAAAGCUCAAGAAACCCGCAAAUGACACCCUCCCGGUGUGGAUUAGGAUGAGAGAUAUCCCACUCUCUCUAUGGUCACCGCAAGGUAUAAGCCGCAUUGCUAGUGCGAUUGGAAAUCCUCUCUAUGUGGAUGUCCAAACGGAGCAAAUGAAGAGACUUUCUUUUGCCCGGGUAUGUAUCGAGAUCAAAGCUUCUCGACCUCGGGUGCAGGUGAUCAAACUUCGAUGGGAUGAUGAGUUGAUCACUAUUGGAGUUGAGUACGAAUGGAACCCCCUCUCAUGCGACGCUUGUGGCAUCUUUGGGCACAAAUUGGGGGCAACCGGAUACCCGUGUGCGAGUGAACAUGGACCCCCCAACGAUAAGCCUUCGGCUCCCGAUCCUCGCCCCCAGCUCGAAGGCACUUGGCAGCAAGUUCAAGGUAGGAAAGGAAGACGAAAUGCGGGACCUAAACUACCCCUACCGGAUGAUUCCUCCGUCCCUCAACUUGCUCAGCUACGGUUGGAUUCGGACCACGAUGUGAAUCCGGAAAAAACAGGGCAUACCUCUCCCGGUUUGAAGACCGCCAAUAUGGACCCUCCUCUUCGGGCUCCUUCACCGGUCCCCGGACUCUGCAGGCCUUCAAACCUGCAAGGUGAAUCGCAGCCUCUUCCACCGGCUGAAUCACCCCGAGCCUCCUCUACCCACUCUUCCACAUCAGAAAAUGGUGGUGACACUGGAACAAAUAAGGGCAUCGAUGCUAAAGACGAUAUUUCCACUCCCUCCCCUCCUUUUACUAGAGCUCGGGCCACGGGUGGUGCUCUUGCGGAGGACCACGAUCUGAUCAUCCAACCGAAUGCAGCCCCUAAGGAGCCGGAUAUUCCUCGGAGGGAAGACAGCCCUACCUCUUCUAAGACAGGCCUGAAGUCUAAGAAGAAGAAGGCUAAGAAGAAAUACUGGGGCCUAGUUAACCCCCUUAAACAAGCUGAAAUCCGGUCCCUUGUAAGGAUCAACCGGCUUUCUUGUAUAGGAAUUCUGGAGACUAAGGUGAAGCAAUCUCGUUUUGAAUCCAUAUCCAGUGGUUUACUAUCGGGUUGGCGGUGGACUUCCAACUAUGAUUAUUCGUCUCGAGGUAGGAUAUGGAUUGGUUGGAAUCCUCGGGACGUUGAUAUUCUUGUUCUAUUGACUCAUGCUCGGUUGAUCCAUGUUCAUCUUAAUUAUAUUACCAUGAACAAGUCUUGUUAUCUUUCGGUUGCCUAUGGUGAGCACACUUUUGUGGCGCGGAGAGCCCUUUGGGCGGACCUUAUUCGUCUCGGCGGAGGUGAAGAUCCGUGGAUGGUAGCAGGGGACUUCAAUGCCAUUCGGGAUCACACCGACAGGAUGGGUAGCUCAAACGCUUGGAUCCCCGCCUUCGAUGAAUUUGGAGAUUGCCUAACUCAUGCUGGACUUGACGAUCUCAGAUAUGUUGGGCAUAGGUUCACAUGGGCUACCUCUUCCGGAGAUUCUCGCAAGCAACGUAAGAUUGAUCGAGUCCUCAUCAAUGAACACUGGAGCCGUGUCUUCUCCUUCUCCGAGGCGGCUUUCUUGGCACCUGGCAUCUCGGACCACACGCCUAUGGUUGUCAAGAUCGUCCCCCCUCCGGUAUCCAAAAGACCUUUUAAGUUUUUUAACUACUGGACGUCUCAUCCGUCCUACAAGGAUAUUGUCACACGUGCUUGGAGCACACCUGUCGGCGGUUCUCCUAUGUACAAGGUAUGUUGCAAGCUCGGGCUCCUCAAAGCACGUCUCAAACAACUAAAUACAAGCUCGUUCUCGGACAUCUCCAACCGGACAGAACAAGCAAGAUUAGCCCUCUUUUCAAUACAGGAUGCCCUAGAACGGGAUCCCACGAACCGUAGCUUGGUUGACCGGGAGCUAGAACACCUUCGUGCGUUCUCGGAACUUAGACUUCGGGAGGAAUCGUUCUACAAGCGUAAGUCAAGAAUUCGGUGGCUUAAAGAGGGGGAUCACAACACAAGAUACUUCCACCAUUUUGUUAACAAAAGACACCACCGCAACCGCAUCCUCUCGGUUUUAGACUCCACUGGUGUCGUCUUGACCGAACCGAAUCUGGUGCGGGAACACAUUGUAGGACACUUUCAACAGCUGCUCAAUGGGGAUUCGACCUCUACUUGUACUGGGAUUUCAGAUAUACGCGGCUACAUUGGUCGUACUCUAGAUGACGACCAAAUCAACUCCCUAUCUCGACAUGUCACGGACGAGGAGAUCAGAUGCACCUUCUCCUCCCUUGCUAGAGGUAAAGCUCCUGGCCCCGAUGGUUUCAAUGUGGAAUUCUUCACAACUUCAUGGGAAACUGUUGGUCCGUCGGUAAUAUUGGCAGUCAAGGAUUUCUUUUCCACGGGUUGUCUUCUCAAAGAGACCAACACAACUAUCCUCUCCUUGGUUCCCAAGACACCCAAUGCCUCGGCUAUGGGUGAGUUUCGGCCUAUUGCUUGUUGCAACACCGUCUACAAAUGUAUAACCAAGAUCAUAGCCAACCGAAUUGCUAGUGUCUUGCCCUCCAUUGUUAAUUCAUCUCAAACGGCUUUUGUCAAAGGAAGAAGGAUUAGUGAUAACAUAUUGCUCGCUCAAGAGUUGUUUGCGAACUUUCAUCAUCAGCCAUAUCUUCCAAAAUGUGCAAUCAAGGUUGACUUCCAGAAGGCCUAUGAUACGAUGGAUUGGUCUUUCCUUGAAAUGGUGUUACAAGCAUUUCGGUUCCCCUCCUUUCUUGUUAGGUUGAUCAUGGAAUGCAUCUCCUCGCCACGGUUUUCCGUCGCUAUUAACGGUGAGCUCCAUGGCUUCUUCUCCAAGAAUGCAGGCAUUAGACAAGGUGACCCCCUAUCCCCUUACUUAUUCACCUUGGUUAUGGAAGUUUUCUCCGGUAUUCUCCGUGCCAAGACCAAUCUUCCGGACUUCAAAUAUUUCCGGAGAUGCAAAUCUUCCCGACUAUCGCAUUUAUUCUUUGUCGAUGAUGUCCUCUUAUUCACCGAGGCCCACAUCGGGUCGGUACGGUUGCUUAAAGAGGGGUUGGAUAUAUUCUCGGGGUGGUCGGGUUUGAAGCCAAACCGGAACAAAAGCAACAUCUUCUUCUCUGGUGGCACUUCGAGUCUUCAUGACCAAAUCCGGGAGUGCUUGGGCUUCCAACAAGGUACUCUUCCAUUCCGCUACUUAGGGGUACCUAUUAUUGCAUCUAGACUAAGCAAGACUCAUUGCAAGGUAUUGGUGGACUCUAUCACGGCUAGAGUAAGGUCUUGGGCCCAAAGGUUCUUGUCUUAUGCCGGUCGUCUACAGCUCAUCAAGUCUGUCUUACAUUCGAUCCAUGUUUACUGGGCUAGCAUUUUCACCCUCCCAAGGUCCAUCUUGCAUGAUAUUGAGCGUAUUCUACGACGCUUUCUUUGGAAAGGUCCUAACCUUGGUGUUGGGGGUGCCAAGGUGUCCCGGGCGGACAUAUGUCUUCCCAAAGACGAGGGAGGCUUGGGGAUUCGCAGGCUUGUGGAUUACAACAAGGCCAUGACCCUCAAACAUAUAUGGACCCUAUUCACCGAUAAAGAGUCCUUGUGGUGCAAGUGGAUUCACUCGACUUUCCCGAAGAACACUAAUUUUUGGGUGGCUACCAAACCCACAUUCUGCUCAUGGACAUGGAAGAAGAUACUCGACCUCCGCGUGGAUUUCUCUUCACAAUUCCGAUGGAAGUUAAGAAAUGGACGUACGACGGCUUUCUGGUACGAUUGGUGGCACGACAAAGGCCCCCUCUUCGGGCUCUUUUCUAGUAGGGAUAUCUACCGUUCCAGGAUACCGCAUGAAGCCACAGUGCGCUCCUUUUAUGACUCGGAUUGGCCACCGUCGGACUCACGGAAUACCAUUUUGGGGUGGGCGGAGCCGGCACCUUCUUUCAACGACAAUGGAGAUGACAUACUCACCUGGCAAGCCCACCCGUCGGGUACUUUCUCGGUGGCGUCGGCCUGGGACUUCAUCGAGUCCAAAGGUCGGGCUGCUCCUUGGCACUCUUUUGUGUGGGACCGGGACAUUACUCCGCGUCACGCCUUUCUCAUGUGGUUAGUCACUCUCAACCGCAUACCUACCCGCACUUUACUAAUCCAAAACCGCAGGAUCACCGAUGGGACUUGUGCCUUCUGCCGAAGGAGACCGGAUUCCGUGGAUCAUCUAUUCUUUGGGUGCUCGGUUACGGGUAGCUUGGCCUUGUUUUGGGCAGCCAAAUGUCGGUUAACAUGGAGGAACCGUCCUUGGCAAGAACACAUCCGUUGGGCCAUGACGUACAUAGGUGGCCGGUCUUUCUCUCACCGACUUGCCGGAUUCUCCCAUGGUGCGCUUUGUCACCUUAUAUGGACCAAGCGGAAUGACAUCUUAUUUCGGAGCAAGGCCCUUUUUGUACCGGAAAUGAUUAAACACCUCAUUAAGGUGGUCAAGGACAAAGCCAUUUCUCUUGGAACAGUCAACGAUACCCCUUGGAAUCGUCGGUUACAAAGUAGUUGGGGUCUCUCCCCCGCCAUCUUUGAGGCUCGUCCUUAG
Molecule: messenger RNA, 5103 nt
Organism: Rhodamnia argentea
Lineage: Eukaryota; Viridiplantae; Streptophyta; Magnoliopsida; Myrtales; Myrtaceae
Exons: 2
Coding region: 1-5103 (1700 amino acids)
Molecular function (GO): catalytic activity
Source: RefSeq, a predicted model, not a curated record